Labeo rohita (rohu) is the source of this 5538-nucleotide messenger RNA. RefSeq names its product HECT and RLD domain containing E3 ubiquitin protein ligase 4 (gene herc4). The transcript has 24 exons. Gene Ontology annotation, molecular function: ubiquitin-protein transferase activity. The coding region runs from base 254 to 3457 and encodes 1067 amino acids. NCBI's taxonomy places the organism in Eukaryota, Metazoa, Chordata, Actinopteri, Cypriniformes, Cyprinidae. The record is from RefSeq and is a predicted model, not a curated record.
CUCUAGAAUAUUACCGUAGCUUCGCGUUCAUUCCGCUGUGUGUAUUUAAGCGCGUGUCCUGCUGCUGGCGCUCUUUCAGGCUGUCAUGACAUUACAAAACAUAUCUGCAUUAACGUUCAUGUGAACAUAAACACUGAACGUGUCUUGGACGCGUCCACAGGAGAUUUAUAUUCCAUAUCAACAGGUGUGUGUGAAGCAGUCAAACCUGUAGGUCUUCACCUGCAGAAGAGAGCGGCCAUACAGGCCCGUCAUCAUGUUGUGCUGGGGAAAUGCCUCGUACGGGCAGCUGGGUUUAGGUGGGAUUGAUGAGGAGAUAGUGCUAGAGCCAAGGAAAUGUGAGUUCUUCGAGGGCAAGCGCGUGCGGGGUGUAGGAUGCGGCAGACGUCAUACCGUCUUUCUGUUAGAGGACGGGACGGUGUACACCUGUGGCUGCAAUGACCUGGGACAGCUGGGGCAUGACAAAGCACGCAAGAAACCAGAACAGGUUGUGUCUCUUGAUGCUCAGAACAUUGUGGCUGUGUCUUGUGGUGAAGCUCAUACUCUGGCUCUGAAUGAUAAGGGACAAGUGUUUGCAUGGGGUCUGGGCUCAGACGGGCAGCUCGGCCUUUCAAACAUAGAAGAUUGUAUCCGUGUACCCAGAACUGUCAAGAGUUUGUCAGAGGUUCACAUUACUCAGGUGGCCUGUGGAUACUGGCAUUCCCUUGCUUUAGCCACAGGAGGUCAGAUAUUCUCCUGGGGCCAGAAUAAAUACGGACAGCUGGGGCUCGGGAAGCAGGGAGCCAGCGUCUCCUCCCCAAAAGUCAUUCAGUCUCUGCAGGGCGUCCCAUUUGCCCAGAUAUCUGCAGGGGGCGCUCACAGCUUUGGGCUCACGCUGUCUGGGGCUGUUUUCGGCUGGGGACGAAACAAGUUUGGCCAGCUGGGCCUCAGCGACAAUGAUGAUCGCUAUUUCCCUGCCUUGCUGAAGACUCUCAGGUCCCAACGGGUUGUUUACAUAAGCUGUGGAGAGGACCACACGGCUGCACUUACGAAGGAGGGAGGUGUGUUUACAUUUGGAGCGGGUGGCUACGGUCAGCUGGGACACAACACCACAAACCAUGAGGUGAACCCCAGGAAGGUAUUUGAACUCAUGGGGAGUGUGGUUGCACAGAUAGCUUGUGGUAGGCAGCACACUUUGGCGUUCGUCCCUUCAUCAGGAAAGAUUGACUCGUUUGGUCUCGGUGGUAACGGACAGCUAGGAACCCGCUCGACCUGCAAUAGGAUGAGUCCCGCCCCUGUGAAGGGCUGCUGGCGAGCCCAUACUGAUCCUGUGCCAAUGGAAGUAGAUUUGACGGAGUUGUCUAUUUCAGAGGCGGAGCAGAGUUACUGUGUGAAGAGGAUCUACGCUGGAGGAGACCAGAGCUUUGCUCACUAUGCUUUACCUCAGGAUGACAGCCCUCCAGUUGAUCUGAGGAUAACUAGACCUGAUGGACAGAUAUACACACUCAAUGAUGACCUCAUCCAGAAAUGGCUCAGUCAUGGCCAUGGGAGAUUAUCACCAGAGAUCACCAAUGAGAUUGAUCUUGUGUUCUCUUCAGCGAGUUGUCUUAACGGAAGCUUUCUGUCUGGAAGUAAUCCAGAUCACUACAGCACUAACAGUAAGUGCUCAGGUGUAGACAUUAACACAGCUCGCCUGCUCUUCCACAGACUCAUCCAGCCCGAUUACCCACAAAUCUCACAAAUUGUAGCUGCUAGUAUGGAGAAGAAUCUCCUUCCCAGAUUGAGCAGUUCUCCUCCAGACAUCGAGGCUCUGAGACUGUACCUCACACUGCCAGAGUGUCCACUCCUCAGCAAUCCCAACAACUACACAACUCUCACUAUUCCUUUUGCGAAGGCUGUCGUGACCCUGAAGGACACCCCCAUCAAAGUGCUCGGAAACUGGUGGUCAAAGUUUGAGCCAGCGGUCUUCCAGAGGCUGGUGGAGCUGUACAAGGAGGUGGUGGUGUAUCUACUGCGGAUGCAGAAACUGGGAAUUCCUCCCUCUGAGCAGAGGAUCUUCACCUGCUUCCUGCACACCUCACUCAAAUUUCUCGAGAUCCUCCAUUCGGUUAAUGAGCGUGCUGGCCAGAUCAUCCAGUAUGAUAAGUUUUAUAUUCAUGAGCUGGAUGAGCUCAUUGACAUCAGAAAUGAUUAUGUCACCUGGUUUCAGCAGCAGAUGUUCUCUGUGGUGAGUUUUCUGCAUUGUUCAAAGGUCAUGGACUCUCAGGUGACCCUGUGCAAAUAUCCAUUCGUUUUUGACGCUCAGGCGAAGACGGCGCUGCUUCAAACUGAUGCUGUGAUCCAAAUGCAGAUGGCGGUGGAUCAGGCUCAGAGACAGAACUUACACUCUCUGUUCCUGUCCGGUGGAGGAGUGGAGUCAGUAAACCCCUGCCUCAUCCUCAUCGUACGUCGAGAAAACGUGGUCGGAGACUCAAUGGAGGUGCUGAGGAAGUCCAAAAACGUCGAUUACAAGAAGCCGCUCAAGGUGAUCUUUGUGGGAGAGGAGGCCGUGGAUGCUGGCGGUGUGAGAAAAGAGUUCUUCCUACUCAUAAUGAAAGAACUCUUAGACCCUAAAUAUGGGAUGUUCAGAUACUACGAGGAGUCCAGACUCAUCUGGUUUGCUCAUAAGACAUUUGAAGACAUUGACUUGUUCCAUCUGAUCGGUGUGGUUUGUGGAUUGGCCAUCUAUAACCUCACUAUAGUGGAGCUGAACUUCCCUCUAGCGCUGUACAAGAAACUCCUAAAGAAAACUCCUACUCUAGAGGACCUGAAGGAACUCAUGCCUGAUGUAGCAAGGAGUCUUCAGCAGUUGCUGGAUUAUACAGAGGAUGAUUUGGAAGAAACCUUCUGCCUGAAUUUCACAAUAACAGAGGAAAUUUUUGGCACCACAGAGGUAUUAGAGCUGGUUCCCAAUGGGACAGACAUCAGUGUCAACAAGUCCAACAGGCAGGAGUUUGUCAACGCCUACGUCGAUUAUAUUUUCAACACCUCUGUGGCUCCUCAGUUUAGCGCUUUCUAUGCAGGAUUUCACAAAGUGUGUGGAGGGAAAGUUCUAGAGCUUUUCCAGCCCAGUGAAUUGCAGGCUAUGAUUAUAGGAAACACCAAUUAUGACUGGAAGGAAUUAGAGAAGAGCACAGAGUAUAAGGGCGAGUACUGGGCCGAACACCCCACCAUCAAAAUAUUCUGGGAAGUGUUUCACGAGCUGCCUUUGGAGAAGAAGAAACAGUUCCUGUUGUUCCUCACGGGCAGCGACCGAAUACCCAUUCUGGGCAUGAAGAGCUUGGCUUUAGUGAUCCAGCCCACCGGUGGCGGAGAGCAGUAUUUCCCCGUAGCGCACACAUGCUUCAACCUGCUGGAUCUGCCUAAGUAUACUAGUAAGGAGACCCUCAAAGAGAAACUGCUGCACGCCAUCGAACACAACCAGGGCUUUAACCUCGUCUGACAUCAGCGAGCGCAAAACGAGCAAUCCAUGUACAGGCCGCAUGUGACACACAGGUAUCACGCGCUUCAGCCUACAGAAACGUUUGCGUAAUUCAUUGUGUGACUGCUGCCUCGGAGUUGAUUUGAAAUUAGCAUAGAAAUGUUUGAUUUAUUUUGCGUCUGAAUAAUCAUCAGUUACAAUUUGGAUAAAGACACUUGAAUCUGUGAAUACAGAGUCCCAGUGGGACUGAAGUAAGUAAACAGUAUUUGUAUAUCAGAAUUUUGUUACUUACUCAAAGUUUGGGUGAUAUUUGUAUGCUAGUUAGCAUAAGAUUUCUCCGUUUGUUCAUUUCUUUCUUUUCUUUUGUUUUUUUUUUGUUUGUUUUUUUGAAUGUAAAUUUGAUGAAAAUGUGCUAGAGCCAUCCAAGAUGUACAUGAGUUUAUUUCUUCAUCAGAUUUAGAGAAAUGUGUCAUUCCAUCACUUUCUCACCAGUGGACCCUCUGCAGUGAAUGGGCGCCGUCAGAAUGAGAAUCCAAAAAGCUGACAAAAACGUCACAAUAAUCCACAAGUAAUCCACACCACUCCAGUCCAUCAGUUAACAUCUUGAAAAACCAAAAGCUGCGUGUUUGUAAGAAUCAAAUCCAUCAUUAAGACAUUUUUAACUUCAAAUCAUUGCUUCAGGCUAGAAUGAGUCCAUAAUCCAGUGAAAAAGUCCAUCUCCUGUUGUCUCUUACAUCAAAAUGAACCCACAUUUUGGCUUUCAAAUGGUGCUUGAUUUGUGCAGAUUUCGCUCCUGAUUCAGACCUGAUGGCUUUUUCACUGGAGGAAGCGUCAUUAUUGAUUUAUGGGCUUGUAUUUUAGUUAAAAACGUCUUAAUGAUGGAUUUGUUUCUUACAACCACACAGCUUUUGUCUUCUCAAGAUGUUAAUUGAUGGACUGGAGUGGUGUGGAUUAUUGUUGUUUUUAUCAGCUGUUUAGACUCUCAUUCUGACAGCACCCAUUCACAUUGGAGAGACAGUAGUGGAAUGCUACAUUUCUUGAAAUCUGAUGAAGAAACAAACUCAUCUACAUGUAAGAUGGCCUGAGGGUGAGUAAAUAUUCAGCAAAUUUUUAUUUAUGUGUGAACUAUUCCUUUAAACCUGCAACACACUACAAUAAGGUUCUAUACAUUAACAUCACAAACUAAAAAUUUCUUAAUUUAUAAAUUCUUAAUGGUGCAUAUAAAUGAAUAAAUGUUAAUUUAUAAAUACACUAAUCUUCCUUAUUCAUUCAAAAUGCAUUAAAUACUGUUAAUGUAUAUUAUCGUUACUCCUGAGAUUAUUAAAUGCUAUUGUUUAUUGGUAACGAUAGUAUUAACUAAUGUUAGCAUGCACAAUUUUAUUGUAGUGUUAACAGUAAUACUUUGUUGGCAUUACAAAUCCUUUGUAUUUUUUAUUUAUUUACCUAGAAUAUUAUUUUAUUCUAAAUGACUUAAACUAAUGCCUCAUGGAUGUGCAAAAAUCUCAUCUAAGAUGUUGGAUCCGCUGAAUGUUAUGUGACUCUUUUGAACAUUUUUUUGGCACAUCAUUCAGAUUCACUUUAGGAUGUACUGGAUGAAUAUUAACGCAGAAUAAUUUUGUUCUGCACACGAUUUUGUUCAAAUGAAGUGGGAUCUUAGACCACUUUUGUGUCACGUGCCUUAACUGAAAACCAACACAUGUAGAUUGUUUUGAGCUUUUGGAGUUUAUUUUUUUUCUAAGUUUGAGUAAGUAUCAAAAUCUGAUCCAGAUCCAGGAACGUGUCUGAUGAAACUGAAUGUGUUUGUCUCCGUUACAGUAUUCAUAUACUGCAGUGGCAAUGCAAAGUCUUACGAGUGUUAAGAGGUUUGCAUGAUUACAGAAUCAAAUGAAAUGCCACUGAUAACUUUCUGAGUAAUAAUUUAUGACCAAUACUAAUAAUAAAUGGCUUUGACGAUUCAAGUCUAAGUUAAAGCUCAUCACGCGUCUAUACUGUGUGAGCCUCUAGUUGCUGUGCCAUUGUGUGUGCGUGUUGAAGGAAGCAAUGAAACAAAUGCUAACAUUUGUCUUCAGUUUGUAAAUUGUAAAUAAACAAUAUUUUCAAGA